ACGUUUGCGCUUGACUUCUUUUGAGAAAGUUAAGUCUGUGUUCUGCUUAGGAGAGAUAACACUUUUUGUCCCUGUAGGUGGCCCCCUGGUGUAGCCAUUAGUUGCUAAUUACUUGCAAACAAAUAAACAAUUAUCUUCUCUAGCGGCUGGGUGGGAGAGUGUUCAUUGACAUGCUAAAACUUUCUAAGACAGGAUUUUAAUUAGUGACGUUCUAAAUCCAGCCCCCUUGUCAGUGGAGCUAUAAAGUAAGCAGUAGGAAGAUUCAACCUUGCACACGUGAGGCAGAGGUAGCAGAGAGGCUAGGAAGGGCUGAGGCUGACUCUGUGCUGUCCACUCGAGGAUGUCUCCCAGCCUUCAGGAAGGCACUGAGCUUGGAGAAAGCAAACCCUCACCUUGCUCCUUUUCAAUUGAGAGUAUCUUGGGACUGGACCAGAAGAAUGACUGUGUUCCAUCAGUGAAACCUCACAGGCCCUGGGCAGACACCUGCAGCUUCUCAGGGAAAGAUGAUCACUUACAUCUACAGAUCCCAAGCUUUCCCAGUGAGAUCUCAUUCCCCUGUACUGUGGAUCACCCGAUGGCAGAGGAAAGAAUUUUGAAAUAUGAAAAUUACUUUUCACCCUCAGAAAGGCUGUCUUUCAAGAGAGAAUUAAGUUGGUAUAGAGGCCGAAGACCAAGAACUGCAUUUACUCAAAACCAGAUUGAGGUGUUGGAAAAUGUCUUUAGAGUAAACUGCUAUCCUGGCAUUGAUAUCAGAGAAGACUUAGCUCAAAAGUUGAACCUAGAGGAAGACAGAAUCCAGAUCUGGUUCCAAAAUCGGCGUGCAAAGCUGAAAAGAUCCCAUAGAGAAUCACAGUUUUUAAUGGUGAAAAAGAACUUCAACACAAAUAUCCUGGGAUAGAAAACUCAACAUGUGAAAUUAUCUUCUAGUUGUAAACCAUGAAAAAUCUCAGUGGAAAUACCAAGUGUUAAAAAUGUGAUGUUUUCUUUCCUGUAUUUAAUCUGAAUAUUGUCAUUUAAAAAAAUAUAUUGUAAAUAAUUACUGUUUGCUACAUGGUACAUAUUAUAUUUGGUCACUUUUGCUUAAGAUAAAGGCCUUCUCUGUAUAUUUUAAUAAACAUUUUCAGAAAAAGCCAUCUAUUUUUUUAAGUAUGCAAAUUUAAUCUAGUAAAUUAGUUUGCUAAAAUCA
Molecule: messenger RNA, 1186 nt
Organism: Orycteropus afer afer
Lineage: Eukaryota; Metazoa; Chordata; Mammalia; Tubulidentata; Orycteropodidae
Gene: HESX1
Product: HESX homeobox 1
Biological process (GO): pituitary gland development; forebrain development; regulation of transcription by RNA polymerase II
Cellular component (GO): nucleus
Molecular function (GO): RNA polymerase II cis-regulatory region sequence-specific DNA binding; DNA-binding transcription repressor activity, RNA polymerase II-specific
Source: RefSeq, a predicted model, not a curated record